CUGAUAAUCAUCUCGUAAUAACAAGAUUGUUUUCUCCUAAUCACGAUAUCUUUUCUCGUAAAUUUGAGAUAAUUUUAUCGUAACUACGAAAUAUUUUCUCGUAAUUACGAGACAGUGAAGGAUGAAUUUGUUUCACAUGCAUGUAAUACUAAGAGGCUUUCGUGCCCAACGCCUUCAUCUCCAGAGAAGAUUUUUAAAUCAUCAAGCAAUAUCCGGUAUAAAGACCGAGGAAAACACGUAAUUUGCCUUGUCAACUAGCUAGUGUAAAGCUGUGUUGUAACCGUACAUCCUGUGAUUAAUUCACCCUCCAUAAACGACGUGAUAUUGCACUUCCCUCGAAAUAGUCAACAAGGAAGUGAAUUCCAUUCAUUCCGAAACUAACAAAACGAGACUCGGGAACAAUGGAAUCUAAAUUAAGGUCAACGAAAGAAGCACAGGUUUCUGUGUUUUUACCUAGGCAACUUGAGACGAAGAUGACCAGGAAACGCUUCAUUCUGACGGAAAGUCUUCUUCUGAUUUGCAUAUAUACCUCGUUUUCUAACGUUUUUAGCACAUCAAUAGGUUACACCUGGUUUGAAGCACGUGAAGCAUGCCAAGAGAAAAACGAUAGCUUGACAAUUAAGAAAGCACAAUCAGAUGGAUACUACUGGACUGGCAAUUACAAACGCAUUUCGAAGUGGAUCAAAUUAAUAGGUUGUUGUAAGAUGACAGAUGUGACUGCAGUCCGGAUCUUUAAUAUGGUCAAUUCGUCUGCUGGAUUGUGCCAGGAGCUCUGUGGUUCGGACGAUUAUGCAACCUUCGCUGUACAGUCAGGAAGUUGUUUUUGUUUGAACAACGAUUACCUCAACAGAAUGAUGUCAACGACGUCAGCUACACUUUGCAACUUCACCUGCAAUAAUCAUUUCGAUGAUGUAUUAUCAACUGAAUGUGGGGGCAAUACAACUGUUAAUGUGUUUUCAACAGGAACAGAGGUUUUCUAUUCACAAGAUAAUUACUGCCUAUCCUUACAAUGUGGUGCUCAAAGUAAAGUUUUUAAAGAAAAGACUUGCAACACGGCUUUGAAAGCGGUCUGUCAAGGAAAAGAGAGUCUAAACAAUUAUACAGGAUGGAGAAAUCAUCUGACGAACUGUAAGAAACGGAAUCGCUAUCUUUUUGGAAAUGUUAAUAUGUCAAACACAGACUUAUCUUGUCAAUAUGUGAAUGCAACAUUUGGCGAUCAACACUGGGUUGGAGUUGUACGAGAAAGAUAUCUCUCGAAAGACAGAGGUCAAUACGAUAUAAACAAACCACAAGUUUUGAUGUGUGAAAAAUGUAAUAGAACGGGAUGUCUAUUCACAAGAUGUCUCCAGAGGCUACGUAAUGUGGUAUUUUGUAACAAGCUAGAAGUCACAUUACCAACUCAAUUAUCAACUCCAUCCAGGACUGAAAACGGUGAAUCACUUGAAUCUAUUCUUGCACCAGUCAUCACGAUUACUGUGUUUGGAAUCAUUGGGGGUGUAUUGUUGUUCAUUUAUGUAAGGAAAAAACGUCAACACGUCAAUAGUUAUGACAGGCAGCAAGAUACAAAUAACACAGAAAAGAAAAUCAAGGUUCAAACGAAUAGUGAAUCAAAGAAAAUUGAAGAUAAAUAUUCUGAUUAUACCGAGGGGGAUCAGAAAAACAACUAUUUGGUUCUUGAAUCUUCGCAUCCUAGUCAUGAGGUAGCAGACGAAAUGAAUGAAGAUUGCAGUAGUCCCUAUAAUGACGCUGAGGAAGGAGAUUAUGAUCAUCUCCGAGAGACAAAGUCGAGACAGAAAGAAAGAGAUGACACAUAUCACCACGCCCUGCAUGUGCACGUCGACGAUUCAUCCAAUUAUGACGUCACCAGACGGAAGUAUGACCAGGAAACAGAAAACAUGUAUGAUAAAACCGGAGGGAACAAUUUAGAUUCAGAAUAUGGAUACAAUAAAGUGCUACCUAAUAAUGAAGAAUGUCAUUACGAUAAAACCUUCACAACAUUGCAGAUUUGAAAUAUAUUAUACCUGUAAGUCACGACGUUAUACAAGGAGAUCAACGUUACCCAAGCACAUAUCUUCUCGCGUAAUGUUAUAACAGCGGAAGAGAGUCAAUUUACCAAGCAGUGAUACAUGUACAUAAAAUUCGAUUUUUACACUACCAAAUACAGCAACUCCUCGAUAUUUCUAUCAUUUCUGAAAACUUUUCAGCAAUUGCAUUUUCUCUUAUCUAUUUCAUUCCGGAACCCCUAGCAAUGGUCGUAUCGUGCGCUACUCAUUCAAUGUCAUCCAAAGUCAUUUAUCGGCAAGUUUUAUAAUAUCCUUGCAAUAAAAAUGUGUUUCUUCUUCUUACAUGUAUGUGCGUAAAAGUAUAAAGGAAGAAUUUUUUUGUAGAAAAAUGAGACUAAAUACAAACAACGCUUGCAGAAAUAAUAGGACUAUCGAAUUUUUAUUUACAAAGUUGAACUCGGUAAAAUAUGUCAUUCGAUAUUUGAUAGAUGUAGACCUUAUAUAUAUUUUUUCAAACGCAUUUAUUAAGGUGUGGUAAACUUGCUCCUCCCCUCGUAAUAAACAAUAUGCUGUACUUGAUUGUGAGGAGGGGACUUGAUUGUGAGGAGGGUACUUGAUUGUGAGGAGGGUACUUCAUUGUGAGGAAGGCCUGUUUACAGUUGACUAUGGUGUUAUAUUUACUUCUCUUUCACUUGUAUUGUGGUAUACAAUGUCAAAUUUAACAAGGUGAUGAUCAAUGAAAAAUGGUUAUGGAAAAUUUCAGACUUUUAUUCCACUGCAGCAAUAGAAGUAUGAAAGUCACAACACUUCUUUCGUGUAUGUGCAUGUAAGAGAGAGAUAGAGAUAGAGGGGAGAGAGAUAGAGAAUAUAUGUCCUUGCCAAAACAUUUCAAAAUAAAUUAUUUGAAAAUGA
Molecule: messenger RNA, 2915 nt
Organism: Ostrea edulis (European flat oyster)
Lineage: Eukaryota; Metazoa; Mollusca; Bivalvia; Ostreida; Ostreidae
Exons: 11
Coding region: 402-2009 (535 amino acids)
Source: RefSeq, a predicted model, not a curated record